Messenger RNA from Oreochromis niloticus (Nile tilapia), 1100 nucleotides. Its product is annotated as ribonuclease inhibitor-like. The transcript is spliced from 6 exons. The annotation marks the transcript as partial. NCBI's taxonomy places the organism in Eukaryota, Metazoa, Chordata, Actinopteri, Cichliformes, Cichlidae. Gene Ontology annotation, molecular function: protein binding. The record is from RefSeq and is a predicted model, not a curated record.
AUGAACUGGAUGAUCGUUCUCUGGUGGAGGAGAUCCAACAGUCCCUGAGGUCAGAACAUGUCUCCACAGAUGAACUGUCUCCUGCUCAGUGGUCGGCUCUGGUCUUCAUCUUACUGUCAUCAGAUCUGGAUGAGUUCGACCUGGAGAAAUACUCUGGUUCAGAGAAGGCAUUUUUGAAGCUGCUGCCAGUGGUCAAAGCAUCCAAGAAAGUGCUGCUGAGAUAUUGCAAACUCUCAGAAAGAAGCGUUGAAGCUUUGUCUGAAAUUCUCAGCUCCCCAUCCAAUCAUCUGAGAGAGCUGGAACUGAGCUGGAACAAGCUGCAGGAUUCAGAAUUGGAUUUGCUGUGUGUUGGACUAAAGAGUCCUCACUGUAAACUUGAAACUCUCAGAUUGAUGGGCUGUGGUUUGUCAGAGAUCAGCUGUGAUUAUUUGGCAGCAGCGCUGAAGUCCAACCCCUCCCAUCUGAGAGAGCUGGACCUGAGUAAUGACGCCUGGCCAUCCACUAAGAACAACCUGCAGGAUUCAGGAGCGAAGCAUCUGUGUGGUCUUCUGGAGAGUCCAGGAUGUAAACUUGAAACUCUGAGAUUGAGGGGCUGUGGUUUGUCAGAGAUCAGCUGUGAUUAUCUGACAGCAGCGCUGAAGUCCAACCCCUCCCAUCUGAGAGAGCUGGACCUGAGCUCCAAUAAGUUGCAGGGUUCAGGAGUGAAGCAUCUGUGUGGUCUUCUGGAGAAUCCAGGAUGUAAAUUUGAAACUCUGAGAUUGGAGCGUUGUAAUUUGUCUGAGAUCCACUGUGAUGAUCUGGAAGCAGUGCUGAAGCUCAACCCUUCGUAUCCCAGAGAGGUGGACCUGAGCUCCAACAAGCUGCAGGAUUCAGGAGUGAAGCAUCUGUGUGUUCUUCUGGAGAAUCCACAACAUCAAAUAGAAAAUCUGAGAUUGGAGAGCUGUGGUUUGUCAGAGAUCAGCUGUGAUUAUCUGGCAGCAGCGCUGAAGUCCAACCCCUCCCAUCUGAGAGCGCUGGACCUGAGCUACAACAAGAAGCUGCAGGAUUCAGGAGUGAAGCAUCUGUGUGGUUUCCUGGAGAAUCCAGGAUGUAAACUUGAA